AUGAAGCGGAGAAAGAUGGUGGUAGCGGCGGGCUUCUGCGUCUCGUUCAUCUUGGGCACGCUGAUGAAUUUAUUGUUCAUUCCGGGAUUCGAGCACCACAGCGAGCGGGUGCACCGCCACCACCACCACCACGAGAAACAUACGGACGCUCCUGCCCGGCUUCAGAUCGACGACUCGCCGCCGGUAGAACCGGCCACUGUUGGGCGACUCUCUGAGCUCCAGCGGCAAAUACGCGAGCGGCUGGACGAGGUUUUGCGGUACCGACAGGCGCACUGGCUCGGCACCGGACCUCUGGAACGCCGGCGACUAAUGGACCUGGAGCAACGUAGCGAGUGGGAAUUAUACAAAGGAAUUGAGAAAAUUAAUCAUUACGAUCCAUCGCGAUCGACUCCCGCAGUAUCCAUAGCAACAAAAUCGCACCGGGAGAUUACGCGCGAGUCGGGGCUCGGCUGCGGCAGUAUCGAUAACGUUACCAAUGUCCAGUAUUUGGGCUCUGGAUACACAAAGGCGGUUUACAGGGCAGCUUUGAACAGCAGCUUCUCCGUCGCGUUAAAAUCAGUCGAUUUUGGAGGUCACGACAUGGAGAAUUGUGUGAAGAAAUACGCAUCGUCUGCAGACUGUUACAAACUCGCAUCCUUCAAAAUUAUCAAGGAAAUGACGCUGAUGGAGAGACUGCAGCACCCCAACAUUCUCAAGCUGUACGGCUCAUGCUAUCAGGACAGUAAUGAUAUAAAGGAGACGGUGACGGCAAUCACGGAGCUCGGCAGUCCACUGGAGAUGAUCCAGCUUCUGCAGACACCCUGGGAGGAAAGAUUCAGAAUCUGCUUGAGUCUGAUGCGGCUGCUGCAUUACCUGGCUCACUCUCCGCUGGGCUCCGUCACACUGCUGGACUUCAGGCCGCGGCAGUUCGUUCUGGUGGACGGAGUGUUGAAGGUGACCGACCUGGACGACGCCAGUGUGGAGGAGACGCCCUGCUCUAAGUCUGCCCCCCAAGACUGUCUGAUGGAGUUCCCUGCCCGCAACUUCACCCUGCCCUGCCACAAGGGCCGCUGCCAGGGCAUCAACCAAAAGAGAAACCUCUACAAUGCUUACAGAUUCUUCUUCACCUACUUGUUACCUCACAGCGCUCCCUCAGCCCUCAGACCUCUUCUGGAUAAAAUCGUCAAUUCUACAGGAGAGCUGAUGUGGGGCACUGACGAAACUUUGGCUCACCUCGAAAAAGUGCUGGAUAUCUACAGGAACGGACAUUACCUCAAGAAUAACACACGCAUGCACAAAACAGAGUAUAAACGUGUGUCGGACUCCUCGAUAUCAGCAGAGAACUACCGCUGCUGGCCGUCAUAUCAGCAUGACGGAUGCCUGCUGUCGGUCUACAGCGUGGAUGAAGCUGUAGACGUGUGUGAGAGUCACGUUCAGUGCCGGGCCUUCGUCAUGACCAAUCACACCACAUGGACAGGUCAUCAGCUGGUGCUCUUUAAGACCGGUGCGUCCAGCAUGAGCGCGGCUCCAGGUAAACUCUCAUACGUGCGGCUAGGGGAAACUGAGAGCUGAGAGAGAGAGACAAAACAAUGGUCACACGUUAUCCAGAUCUUCUGAUGCUCUACUUCUUCCUGGACGACAGCUAAUCUGAAUCUCAGGAUUUAGGGAGGAUGAUCAUCAUUCAGGAAGCAGGACAGGGGAGGUGUUCGUGUGU
Danio rerio (zebrafish) is the source of this 1693-nucleotide messenger RNA. RefSeq names its product protein kinase domain containing, cytoplasmic a (gene pkdcca). Gene Ontology annotation, cellular component: extracellular region; Golgi apparatus. The record is from RefSeq and is marked provisional. Gene Ontology annotation, molecular function: ATP binding; non-membrane spanning protein tyrosine kinase activity. NCBI's taxonomy places the organism in Eukaryota, Metazoa, Chordata, Actinopteri, Cypriniformes, Danionidae. Gene Ontology annotation, biological process: skeletal system development.